Paramecium octaurelia is the source of this 911-nucleotide messenger RNA. The record is from the annotation of a GenBank genome assembly. Lineage: Eukaryota; Ciliophora; Oligohymenophorea; Peniculida; Parameciidae.
AUGAAGACAGUCAAUGACGAAAAAAUUACAAUAUACAAUGGAGAGGAUAUUAAGCACUUUAUCUUCCCAGAUAAGUUUGAUCAUACCUAAAGUGGAGUUCCAGGGAAUCCUUGUUAUAAUUUUAGAUUUCGGAUUUUUGUGUUCUUUUCUUAUGUUGUUCUUACUUAGCUAUUUCAACUGUUUUGCACUCCAUCUGAAAAAAUAAUUGGAGUUUGGGAUGUGGGACACUAAAUUACAACGCCAAUCAACAAUUUAUAUAAAGAACAUCGAUGGUACUAUAGUGAUGCUAUUUAGGUUUUCUAUUACUAUGUAAUUGCUGUCAGCCAUUAUCUUGGAUGUUGCAUAUCUAUAUAUUUCACUUUAUUGGGUUCUCUACCAAAGGAAUUUUAGAUUAUUCGCAGCCUUAAUUAUCUUUUAUGUUAUUCGAGCUAUUCACUUGAAUCUGGUGAAACUGGAAUUCCCUUAAAAUUACUAUUGGGAGGAUCCAAACAUCCCAAGUUUGGUAGUGAAGUAUGGAUUUUUUUCUGAUUUCUUUUAUUCUGUAAAUAUUGAAUCCAUAUUAAUUUAGGGACAUGUUGGAUAUUUGGUGAUUUGUGGACUCGAAAUGAAAAGAAUAGGCAAAAAGUAUAUGUCGACAUUUUUCUUUUUGUGUUCUAUGUAUUAGGCUUUUGUUGUAAUUACAUUCGCAAUACACUACACAAUUGAUGUAUUUUAAUAAUUUUAAAUUAGGUAACAACGGGAUGUAUAUUUGCUCACUAUUUUUACAAUCAAGUGUGCUAUUGGGAAGUUAAGAUAGAUUUCCUCUUGAAAAUACUAGCUAACCUCUUUGAAAGGACUUCAUAAUAACCUGCUGCCAAAUAUGAAGUUUAAGGCAAUUAAUAAAUGGGAGUGACUACUGUAUGAAAUGAGAC